UUUCCUUCCGACCUGAGAGUUUGGAGAAAUUAACGUCCGACCUUCCCUUUCUCUCUCUCUCUCCACCACCGUCUCCGGCGCACUCUCCACCCCCGCCGCCGUCAUCUCCGACGUGAAUGGACUUGCCGCCCCAUUUGCAACAUCACCCAGAAACAAGAAUCUAGGAAGCGAUUGACACGACACAACACGUACGACCACGAACAGAGAUCAAAUUCUCUGCCUCUCUUUUGAUCUCGCACUGUUUUCUUGAGGAGUUCGGCAAAAUCAAUGGCGGACAUCGUGAAACAGAUCUUAGUUCGACCGAUCCAGCUAGCGGAUCAAGUGACGAAAGCCGCGGACGACGCCUACUCGUUCCGGCAGGAAUGUCUCGAGGUGAAGGCGAAGACGGAGAAGCUCGCCGGUCUCCUCCGACAGGCGGCGCGUGCGAGCAAUGACCUCUACGAGCGACCCACGCGCCGAAUCAUCGACGACACCGAGCAGGUCCUCACCAAAGCCGUGGCUCUCGUCGAUAAGUGCCGAGCAACGGGCCUCAUGAAGCGUGUCUUCACCAUCAUCCCCGCGGCUGCGUUCCGCAAGAUCACGAUGCAGCUCGAGAACUCCAUCGGCGACGUGUCCUGGCUCCUCCGCGUCUCCGCCUCCGCCGACGACCGCGACGACGAGUACCUCGGUCUCCCUCCGAUCGCGGCCAACGAACCCAUCUUGUGUUUGAUCUGGGAACAGGUAGCGAUCCUCUACAAAGGCUCCAUGGAUGAGCGAUCCGACGCGGCCGCGUCGCUCGUUUCUUUGGCCCGAGACAAUGACCGGUACGGGAGAUUGAUAAUCGAGGAGGGAGGAGUCCCGCCAUUGUUGAAGCUCGCUAAGGAAGGGAAGAUGGAAGGGCAAGAGAACGCGGCUCGAGCCAUUGGGUUGUUGGGUCGCGACCCGGAGAGUGUGGAACAGAUCGUGAACGCCGGUGUCUGCCAAGUGUUUGCGAAAAUUCUCAAGGAAGGUCACAUGAAGGUACAGUCCGUGGUGGCGUGGGCCGUGUCCGAACUAGCCUCGAACCACCCGAAAUGCCAAGAUCAUUUCGCGCAGAACAACAUUAUACGCUUCCUCGUGAGCCAUCUCGCAUUCGAGACAGUUCAAGAACAUAGCAAAUAUGCCAUCGUGAGCAACAAGCAAACCAUGUCGUCGAUCCACACUGUUGUCAUGGCUAGCAACAACAGCAAUCCUGGUUCGGUAAAGAAGGAGAACGAGCAAGACCAGACGAGUAGCCAAAUCAGUCACCCAAUGGGCCAUCGAAUGCCGAGCCAGAUGCAUAAUGUGGUAACAAACACAAUGGCCAUGAAGGUUCCAAGCAAGCAGCAGCAUCAAGAUAUAAGAAUGAACCCUAAUCCAAGCCAUGGCAAGGGUGCUCACACCAGCCAUCCGGGUCAUAAUCCAAGAGGGAACCCUCACAACACACAUGUUUCGUUAACCGGGACGAGUAUAAAAGGAAGGGAAUAUGAAGAUCCGAUCAUAAAGGCCCAGAUGAAGGCGAUGGCUGCACGAGCGUUAUGGCAGCUUUCGAGAGGGAAUAUCCAGAUAUGCAGGAACAUAACUGAAUCCCGGGCAUUGCUCUGUUUCGCCGUUCUGUUAGAGAAAGGGGACGAAGAAGUGAAGUCAUAUUCAGCAUUGGCAUUGAUGGAGAUCACUGCAGUGGCAGAGCAAUACCCGGAACUGAGACGUUCCGCCUUCAAGCCGACAUCCCCUGCUGCAAAAGCAGUGGUGGAACAGCUCCUAAAAGUGAUCGAGAACGAAAUCCCCGACCUUCUAAUCCCGAGUGUCAAAUCAAUGGGAAACCUUUCGAGAACAUUCCGUGCAACCGAAACCAGGAUAGUCACGCCACUCGUGAAGCUUCUAGACGAACGAGAAGCGGAGGUUUCGAUGGAAGCAGCUGUGGCACUGAACAAAUUCGCCUGCCCCGAGAAUUUCCUGCACGACAACCAUUCGAAGGCGAUCAUUGCAGCGGGAGGAGCCAAGCAUUUGAUCCAACUAGUGUACUUUGGAGAACAAAUGGUUCAAAUCCCGGCAUUGACACUGCUAUGCUACAUAUCAUUGAAUGUACCGGACAGUGAGACUCUGGCUCAAGAAGAAGUUCUGAUUGUCCUAGAGUGGUCGACGAAACAAGCCCAUCUCGCGGAAGAGCCGACCAUCGAAGGGAUUUUGCCGGAAGCCAAGACAAGGUUGGAGCUUUACCAGUCUAGAGGUUCAAGAGGAUUCCAUUGACAUCAACCAAAAAGCUUCAGCUUCUCCCUCGUGAGAACCUUUUUUUUUUUUUGUUUCUCCUCGUUUCCGUGCCGAUGAAUUUGUAUAUACAUAUAUAGAUGUUUGCUUGGGAGUUCAUAGACACAUUGUUCACAAUGGUGUAUAGGCGUUGUUGUAAUAAUACUAACGAACAAUGCUUAUGAAUCUAGUU
Molecule: messenger RNA, 2437 nt
Organism: Tarenaya hassleriana
Lineage: Eukaryota; Viridiplantae; Streptophyta; Magnoliopsida; Brassicales; Cleomaceae
Exons: 1
Coding region: 268-2247 (659 amino acids)
Biological process (GO): cell surface receptor signaling pathway
Molecular function (GO): protein binding
Source: RefSeq, a predicted model, not a curated record